AUGGCGCUUUGCACUUUUCAGGUGUCUGAGAAGAUCAAGGGGGAUAUGGCUGUGCUGAAGGAGCGAAUUGCCAAGCUGCGGGAAUACCAUGCCAAGGCGCUCCUGGUCAGCUUUGACUCGAGCGCCAGCGGCGCCAGCGGCCACGUCGACGCGCUGACCCAGGAGGUGCAGCUGUCCUUCAAGCGGCUGGACGGGGAGAUACGCGCAAUGCAGCAGCAGGCGGGCGGCCGCGAGGACGACGCGGGUGUGCGGCUGCAGGUGCAGCGGCAGCUGGCGCAGGCGCUGUUCAAGCUCAGCGUGGAGUUCAGGAAGCAGGAGACGCGGUUUCUGAACAAGAUUGAGGCGCAGAAGGGGUACGAGCAGGGCAGCAGCAUUGGCCUCAUUGUGGAGGAAGGCCCCGCCGGCGCGGCCGCGGAGGCAGACCCUGGGUUCACGCAGGCACAGCUGGUCAAGGUGUCGCAGGCGGAGGCGCUGAUCGAGGAGAGGGACACGGAGAUCAGAAAGGUGGUCGAAACCAUCGUGGAGCUGGCGCAGAUCAUGCGCGAUCUGAGUACGCUGGUGGUGGAGCAGGGCACCAUGCUGGACCGUAUAGACCACAACAUUGUGGAGACAGCCAUGAAGGUGGAGGAGGGGGUCAAGGAGCUGGUCAAGGCGGAAAAGACCCAAAAGUCCGGCCGCGCCAUGAUGUGCAUCGUCAUGCUGUGCGUGCUGAUCGCCAUAUUCCUGAUCAUCACCAUUGUGCGGCAUGCAUGA
Messenger RNA from Monoraphidium neglectum, 753 nucleotides. RefSeq names its product Syntaxin-43. The coding region runs from base 1 to 753 and encodes 250 amino acids. Gene Ontology annotation, biological process: intracellular protein transport; vesicle-mediated transport; vesicle fusion. NCBI's taxonomy places the organism in Eukaryota, Viridiplantae, Chlorophyta, Chlorophyceae, Sphaeropleales, Selenastraceae. Gene Ontology annotation, molecular function: SNARE binding; SNAP receptor activity. Gene Ontology annotation, cellular component: membrane; endomembrane system; SNARE complex. The transcript is spliced from 5 exons. The record is from RefSeq and is a predicted model, not a curated record.